AUGGCUCUAUGGGAAAGGCAUCAGGGAUCGAGGGAAUGGCGGGAAUGCAAUGACAAAGGUCGAAAAAAGGGAUUUACCGGGGUCAGGGGGCGGUCCAGCUCAUCAUCGACCACCCGUGGCCCUUUCUUCUUCACUGUUGAGACAUCCCACAAUGAAUUCCUUCAGUCCGUUGUUGCCUGUGCUGCAAGUGGCACUCAUGUUCCUUCUAUCAAUGCAAUCAACCAGUCGCAGCUUUUCUGGAAACUGAAUGUCCCUGCUAACAACAAGAAGAAACCUCUGGCAAAUGUGCAGGGGUAUCGGGCCCUCAUCUUGAAGGUUGCUGCACUACUCAACAAAAAAAAGGAUGUGACAAUCACUAUUAUCUUGCCGCCGCUUUUGAAGAACAUUCCGUCUACCUCUGCUACCUCUUCUGCACAUACUGGAGAGCAUGGAGACAGUGAUGAGGAGGAGCUUCAGGAUGGGUCAAUUGGAUCGUCUGUCCGAGAACAGAAGGCCGUCAUUGGCCACGCUAACACCGGAGUCAUUGAACAGCUUCGGCAGCUAUAUCCAGUGGGAUCUAAUCCAUUAUACCCAACCAAAAGGGUUUACACCGCAGAUGGUUGUUCAUGGGAGUUGAAUGAUUUACGUCUCCAGGUUUGGGCUAUGCAUCUGAUGGCUGACCCACCUACAGCGACUCUUGACGCCCCGCCAGUCAGCACCCACUUUUCCAAAUCCCAAAAGCUUCAUGCGCCGGUGACAACACCUGCAUCAACCGCUACAGUCACCUCUGGCGUGCCCCCCAUUGGUGCCACUCAACCUCAAAUGCCUCAAAUGCUGUACAGCUACCCCCCUUAUCCAUUCUAUCCUCCAUACCCAUAUUCGCAAUAUCCGCCACCACAACCACAUGACCUGAACCCUCACAACCACCUCUUCCAUGCUGUCCGAUCUCAAACUCCAGUUCCCACUGCAGGGCCCAGCACAUGUCCAGCUGAGGGGGGUGGUUCUGCUCCAGGAUCACCUCUCAAGAUAACGCUGACUUGUCCUGUCUCGUUGGGUGAAUUUUGCAAACAUUAUGAGGUUGAGGAGGAUGACCAAUGUCGCUUGGCGGUUCUCCAAUAUCAACCUGGAGAUCGCCAUAUCGAAAAGCUUGAACACAAAGACUGGCAAGGACAUGCAGGGUUUUCGAAGCUUGCCUGGGAGGAUGUCCUGUCCAAACACAAGGUCUUUGUCCGUGAUAUCAAGGCUGGAAGCUGGGUCUAA
Messenger RNA from Cyclocybe aegerita, 1239 nucleotides. Lineage: Eukaryota; Fungi; Basidiomycota; Agaricomycetes; Agaricales; Hemipholiotaceae. The record is from the annotation of a GenBank genome assembly.